This is a messenger RNA of Aspergillus wentii DTO 134E9, 2258 nucleotides long. Its product is annotated as DNA-protein crosslink repair co-factor UBX5. Lineage: Eukaryota; Fungi; Ascomycota; Eurotiomycetes; Eurotiales; Aspergillaceae. Gene Ontology annotation, cellular component: nucleus. Gene Ontology annotation, molecular function: ubiquitin binding. The record is from RefSeq and is a predicted model, not a curated record. The coding region runs from base 321 to 1904 and encodes 527 amino acids. Gene Ontology annotation, biological process: proteasome-mediated ubiquitin-dependent protein catabolic process. The transcript has 2 exons.
GCGUCACUGCUGCCGGAUGAUCACAAUAGACUCUUUCUAGCUAUCGAAAUACUUUAUAAGCGCCCACUUCGACUGUAUCAAGGUCCUUCGGACUCGACCUUGCUUGUUCUUCAUUUUAUAGCGAUCUAAUCCAUCAGUUAUCUCGCUGCCAGCUUUCUCUUUUCGCAACAGCCUUGUACUCGCGGUUUGCAGCUGUUUGCAUCAUCUCUGGAGGAUUCGCUAUUUGCAAUAAUACCUAAUCGCCCACACAGUGUACUAGCAUCCCACUUUACCUAUCCUUCACUUUUUCAAACCAGGAAGCCUUUACCACAUUGCCCACCAUGGAUGGCGAUGUAGUAGCUCAGUUUACUGAAAUCACCGGCUCCAAACCGGAGCUGGCAACUCAGUAUCUACAACUGACCGAUUUCAAUAUUGAGCAAGCAAUGCAGCUUUACUUUGAGAACGGCGGCGCACCUCUAACUGAAGAACCUUUGCCGUCGACUUCUGCAUCCCAGGGUGGCCCCCGCACAAGGGGAUAUGAGGACCAGUCGGGGGUUGUCCACGUCGAUUCCGAUGACGAUGUCGCCAUUGACGAAGCACGAUCGGCACCUAGUAAUCCACCGACGCAUUUCGAAGAUGAUGCUGCUAUGGCACGUCGCUUACAGGAGGAGAUGUAUGGUGGUGGUGGCGGAGGAGGCGGAGGUAAUACCGAUGAUGAUGGCGUGCGGGCUCCUAUGGCACGUACGACGGAAACGCUGGUAGGGCCCGAGGCGGAUUUCGACGACGGUGAUAUGCAUGCCAGUAUUCUCGGUCAAUUGCGGGCCCGCCAGCAACGAGGAAAUCGACCGGGUAUCUUCAACCAGAGAGAUACAUCGUCCAUUUGGGCUGGCGGUGCUGAAGCUUCCAGCCGUGAUAGGCUCUCAGCAGCUACAGGGGGUGCUUCUGAUUCCUCGAAUAAAUCGAAUAUGCUUGCAGAAAUGUACCGACCACCGUUCGAAAUAAUGUCGAGGCUGCCGUGGGAUUUGGCUCGCCAAGAAGGCCGUGAUAAUGAAAAAUGGCUUCUGGUUAACAUCCAAGAUUCGUCCGUAUUCGACUGCCAGGUAUUGAACAGAGAUCUGUGGAAGGACCCUGCAAUUCAGGAAACGGUGAAGGAACAUUUCAUCUUUUUACAAUAUUCCAAAGAUGAUCCUCGUGCUGCGCCAUACCUGCAGUACUAUUUCCAGGCAAGCGACAUUUCUGAUAACUAUCCUCACAUUGCUAUUGUCGAUCCUCGGACCGGUGAGCAGAUGAAGGUCUGGUCUGGUCCACCUUUAAUUAAGCCUGCCGAUUUUCUCAUGCAACUUCAUGAGUUUCUUGAUCGAUACAGCUUGAAGCACAAUGUGCGCAACCCUGUGGCAAAGCGCAAACCAGAGAAGAAGGAAAAGAGUAUUGAUGCAAUGACGGAGGAAGAGAUGCUGGAGAUGGCCAUGAAAAAUAGCCUAGGCGAAGGGGCGGUGCAGCAGCAGAAGGCCGAAGACCCCGAUGACCUUACUCGCAGCACCGAAGAUGUCAAAGGCAAGCGCAGAGCUGUUGAUGUGGAAGAUGCCAGUAUGACAGAAGCAGAAAAGGAGACCGAAGCAGAACCUUCCCCGUUUGCCUCUAUCCCAGAGGAUCGGCCACACACCGAACCCCCCGCCGACCCUGCCACAACCACACGCAUCCAGUUCCGCCAUCCGUCUGGAAGAGUAAUCCGACGUUUUGCUGUGUCAGACCCUGUGCAACGCAUCUAUGAAUGGUUGAAAGCCAAUCCGCCGCUGGAAGAUAAGUUAGGCGUGGAAUUUGAUCUCAACGCUAUGGGCCAGAACUUGAUCGGCCAACUCGGUACCAGUAUCGCAGAUGCUGGUUUGAAGAACGGCACCGUCAUGAUAGGAUACAUGGAAGACUAAACGAUCGACUCGGUUACUUCUAAUCACGGAUACGAUAACUAUGGACUUUGCAUUUGAACAGGGCGUUAAAUUUAGAGACACACAGUCCAAUCCUGAAUGGUAUGGGCUGCGUCUUUAUCGAUUUCUUUAUUUGCCUUCUACAUUGGUUCCUGCAUACUAUAGAUCUCGAUCACUGAUGGCCAUUGUACAUUGGGCAGUAUCUAUGGUGGACUGAGGGCUGGAGGGGUUUAAUGGAGCUGGGGUAUCGGAGGGGCUUUCUGCUAUGCUAUCAUGAAGAACUAUUUAGAUCUGGAAGAUAGCCUCGAGUUCAUAGAAUACAGCGUGAUUCCAUUUUCCUGUCUCUACAGCCUCUCC